Messenger RNA from Scleropages formosus (Asian bonytongue), 564 nucleotides. Its product is annotated as sterile alpha motif domain-containing protein 10-like. The transcript is spliced from 5 exons. Gene Ontology annotation, biological process: cell surface receptor protein tyrosine kinase signaling pathway. Lineage: Eukaryota; Metazoa; Chordata; Actinopteri; Osteoglossiformes; Osteoglossidae. Gene Ontology annotation, molecular function: protein binding. Gene Ontology annotation, cellular component: cytoplasmic side of plasma membrane. The record is from RefSeq and is a predicted model, not a curated record. Bases 55 to 564 code for a protein of 169 amino acids.
AGCGCUGACGGCAGGAGCGCGCGGAGGGGCGACCGCUGUCCGGAGGGGCGCGUGAUGGCUGUGGACGCAGCUUCUAGCUUCCGCUUCUGCCGUGGUGUCCUGGAGCACACGGUGUCGGCGGAGGAUUUGGGCCACCGGCUGCUCAGACCCCUACCAGCUGCUCGGGGCUGGCCAGAGGGAUACGGGCGGAGGGCUGUGAAACUGCUACAGCGACCAGGGACCGACACCCGACAGUUAUUGCCGGGCGACGCCUUCGCCGUGUUCCACCCCAGCCCAUCGCUGGCCUGCGUGCCCAAACCCGUGGUGCUGUGGACGCUGCAGGACGUCUGCCGCUGGCUGAAGAAGAACUGCCCACACAACUACCUGACCUGCGUGGAAGCUUUCUCGCACCACGCCAUCACAGGGCGCGCUCUGCUGCGGCUCAACGGCGAGAAGUUGGAGCGCAUGGGCAUCCAGCAGGAGGCACUGCGUCAGGACGUGCUCCAGCAGGUGCUGCGGCUGCAGGUGCGAGAGGAGGUGCGCAACCUGCAGCUCCUCAGCCGAGCUUCCUACGGAUACCUGUAG